This is a messenger RNA of Penicillium nucicola, 996 nucleotides long. RefSeq names its product RNA polymerase II mediator complex subunit MED27 domain-containing protein. The annotation marks the transcript as partial. Gene Ontology annotation, cellular component: mediator complex. NCBI's taxonomy places the organism in Eukaryota, Fungi, Ascomycota, Eurotiomycetes, Eurotiales, Aspergillaceae. The record is from RefSeq and is a predicted model, not a curated record. The transcript has 3 exons.
AGGCCCUCUCGCCAACACGGGAUAUCAACGACCUCAGCAAUGAGCACCACAAACCAAAACACCACCCAAGGGACAAUGGUCAGUACUGAAAAUGACAAUUCCCUACGUCUGGAUUCAGAAAUCCAGCUAGUGUCGUCACUAGCAAAGCUACAAGAGCUAGAACGCAAGAAGAUCCAUGAACUACGUGAAUUUAUGCCUCAGGGUCUUUUGGAACCUUUGGUCCCAAUCUCAAAUCCAGAGAAAGUCACCGCAGACAAUGCAGUGGCUGAGACGCCGCAGAUAUUCCGCGAGAACUUGACCGAGGCUGCGCGUGCGCGCGUUGCUGAUGUUCAGAAAUUUCAAUCGCUUUGGCGGGAUCCAACGCUGCAGCCUGUAUGGGCGCAUGUUGAAUCGCGCAUCAUUGAGUCGAAUGGUCAACUUCUGCAACCUUCGGGGAAGUGGGAGACGGACUACGAUGUGCUUCUGGAGGAGUUAUCAAAGAAGGAGAAGACGAAAGAAGAUGAUCAGAAGCAAGAGGAAGAAGAUGCUGAGCGUGCGAAAGCUUUCUUUACUAAGGGAGAAUGGCAGGCUGUGUUGGAGCGUUUCGUUCAGAGGGAUGUACCCGGCGUGCGGGUUAUCAAAGGCCAGGAUGAGACUUCUUUGGCUGUGGCACUUGUCCGGGCAGGCAUUGUGUUCCAGAUUCAGGGCAUUCCCGGACCUGAGGUUCCCAUCUCAGAAUGGGAGGUCUCCAGCAAGGUUGCAAGUCGGGCGCCGACAAAAAUGGAGAUUGCCAUUUUGGACUGCUUGGGCUCGCGUCCUCGGAAAUGGGAUCUUGCGUUCUUAUUGGAUAUGAUCUCUUCUUAUGCGGAUAUAAAGCAGACACCCUGUGUCAAAUGCAAUCGCCUGACCAACACUGGCGCUCAACUCCCAACUCUCCGUCGACCCCAGCCAUACCAACAAUCUACCGAAGGACCACGCAUUUACACAUUUGACGCACUACACGCAGGCUGCAUCUAG